Molecule: messenger RNA, 1238 nt
Organism: Arabidopsis thaliana (thale cress)
Lineage: Eukaryota; Viridiplantae; Streptophyta; Magnoliopsida; Brassicales; Brassicaceae
Product: AP2/B3-like transcriptional factor family protein
Exons: 2
Coding region: 45-1025 (326 amino acids)
Biological process (GO): regulation of DNA-templated transcription
Cellular component (GO): nucleus
Molecular function (GO): DNA binding
Source: RefSeq, marked reviewed
UCCAAAAUCUGCAAAAAUUACCCCAAGACCUCCAAUCCUCGGCAAUGAAGAUGCCUCCUCCCUUUUCUGCGUCGAAGACUCAAUACUUGUUCCACGACGAGUCAUCGGAAAACUCUAAAAAGAGUUUGGUCUCCACAACUCUUUCUUUGUCGUCUUGUGAAAACCCUAAUAAGAGGAAGAUGAACUCUGACGAAGUUCUCAAUAUUUCUUGCAUACCAAGAGACUACAAAUUAACACAAGUAGAAAGAAAGAUUGCACGAAUGAGGAAUCUCUCGUAUCAAGAAAAGGCAGAGGACGAAUGGUACGGUGUCUCAACAGAACUAACACUCUUCAAGGAUCCGUGGAUCAUCAAAAAGGUUUUUCACUUUGCUUCAGUCUUGGAUAUGGCUCCCAACUCAGUCUCAAAUACUCAUUGCUUGUUGGACACGGAGUCACCAGAAAACGCUGAAGAGAGUUUGGUCUCCCUGGAUCUGUGUUUCUAUGACAAAACAUGGCCACAUGAUCCCAAUGUUGCUUACAAUAAACCAACGUCCGAAGAAGCAAUAAACCUGGCGUGGAUGAGGACUAUGUCGAAGAGAGCAAGAAAAGAAGAGGAGAAGUACUACGUCUCGACAGAACUAACUCUCCUCACCGUCGCUGACCCAUGGACCUUGAAGAUGGCAAUGACCAAAAGCAGUAUUGGCAACCUAUACCGUCUUGUUCUAAAGGCGAGCUUUGUAGACAUCCACAUUCUGAGAUAUCUCCCUUUGGAUGAUCAAAUGAUGGUCAAAGAAGACUCUGGAUUAGCAGUCGAGGUGUAUGAUCACGACACUGACUCUGUGCACAAUCUGGCUCUUAAGAAAUGGGCCAAAUCUUCAAGCUUUGUUCUCGUCAGCGGAUGGCGUAAGUGCUUUGUCGACAGAAGAGGUUUGCAGGUUGGCGAUGUGAUUGGAAUGUAUUGGGAUCGUUCUGAAUCUAAGCUUCAUUUUUGUGUGCUUUCUCGUUCCGAAACAAUGGAUUCAGCUCCUCUUCCUCCAAGUCCAUAGGACCUCACUAGCUAUGGAGGCUCUGCAGAGAGAUUCUUAUUUUCUUUAUGUAAUCGUCAAACAAGUGAUUGGUGUUGUUUCUGUUUUUUUGUUGUUGUCUCGGUGUUUUGGUUUCAUGUGUUUUUGUUUUUUAAGUAUACCGGUGUUGUUUUUUAUGGUUUCAUGUGGUUUUUAUAUGUUUUAAGUGUUAAUAAAGAAUCCUGCUCUCAUUAU